UGUCGAGAAACAGGCCGAUCAAAUAUGUUGCUGUUGAUAUCUUUUCCUAUAUCGAGGACUGCCGUACAGAAAUUGUUCUUUCAGGAGCUGUUGUAUUCCCUGUAGAAUAGCGCGAAUGAUGUUGAGAAAAUAAGAUUUUUGUACAAUAAUGUGAAUUCCAUGUGAAAUGCUGAACCGUGAGGCAACAACUCGGCCAUCAAUCAUAUCUACCCACAAGAAUAACUGUACAUGGCAGGCUUUGCCAUUCACUUUUGGUUUUGAUAAGUUUUAUUUUUUACUUUUCCUUCACAUGUAAAACUAAAAUUAAGUUGAAUAUGCUUAAAGCCAUGAAUAUGCCGUGGCCGUUUUCCCUAAUUAUGUCGCUCUACCUCUACCCACAAAUCCAUUUUCUUGCUGGGUCUGUGCUGGUUUUCCGCACGGCAAGUGCGGUAUCAGUCGUCGAGAUUAAACCAGCAGCACAGGGUUCUCCAGUUCCAAAUGCCGCGAUCCAGGAGGGAGGUUUCCCCUCUGACGCAGCUAGCAUUUGGGUUCGAUCUUCGGAUGUUACGCAAGAGAAAAGCGCCUCAGAAUCUUCGGACAGCGGACUGCAACGUAUCAACGUCUUGUGUCAGUUUUGGUUUUAUAUACAUAGAACUUGCGCUUUUAGCAUUCGGAUAUGCUUGUUGAAUUCUACUAAAGCAAAGAAAAGGAGACCAUCAUUGAUUGUAUGCGCAGGUAAAGAGGCGCAGGAAGAUGAGACAACUGCGCCCCUUGAGACAACAGCACAAGACGCUCGCACGGUUGCAAGAAAAGAUUUCGUGGACCACAUACGGGGUUCCGAGGAGGCCUUACUGAUGUUUGGAAGAAGCAAAUUAUUACGCGAAACCCAAGGGGUCCUGAGUUUUCUGGCACCGACAGAUGUCGCAUCUUGGUUGCAAACAAGCAAAUCGAACGCGGAUAGGAAAGAUACGCUCAAUGCCAAGGUCAGAGCGGCAGCCAUUGAGCAGAACAAGAAUGACCUGCUUCUGGAAAAUCGCACUGAAAGUUGUGAGGAUCUUUUUCUGGAAGUUUUACGCGAUCGUUUGGGGAAGAAGAAGCCUCGGGACUUCUGGAAUGCGGGGGUAGAUAAGGGCAAGGAUUUUCUGAAAGACUAUCGCAAACGCAUCGAGGAAGAUGACGACCCUAUAGAGGAACCACAGAUACUGUCUGAAUCCGGCACCACAUGGAGCGUACUACUGCUUUCUUUAUCAGCGUCUUCAUUCUUUUAUAUUCAUUUUCAUAUAUCUGUUCUUGUGCAAAAAUAGCCUGCUGGGUGCACCAGCAAAUCUGCAUGAGCAGUAGCCAUUUUUACGACACUUCAUAAAUGUUUAUCUAUAUCAUGAUCUUCCAUUUUGGACUCCCAUUUCAGGUGCGCCUUCUAAUGACGAUGGCGGCGGAGACCUGCAACCCUGCGGCAGGGCAUUUGCAGACGCAGAACCGCAUGUUUUCCAUGAGGGAGAACUACGGAAAGAGAAAGCUUUCCAAGGGGUGUCACAGGAAUGACAUAUCAUUCUUUCGUGAGGUGCUCGAUUUUUUUCAUGAAGACGUUCGAUCGCGCCGGCCACACAAAACAUCUCUUCGACCGGAUUCUGCCGCGUCCGGCGGUGUAGCUGCCGAAACGUCGUCCGCGAAGCAGCGCAAACUCGUUGUAUGGAAUCCGCCGCGGGCGCGUGCGUUUUACUGGGGCCGCAACACCAGACGUGCCGUAGACAUGGCUUCGAACCCUCAUAUCAAAGUAAAACAAACGUCAGUGCCUCUCUUAUUAAAUUGCAAGUGAAAUAAUCGAAAUGUAGGGUGCUCAUGUCGGUUUCGGUUUGCCCCUCCAGAUAGAUGCAUUCAGCUUGCGGGCAUUACCGACUGGGAUCGUCCUCAUUACGACGCUUAUCUAUCAUCCCCGGUCACCGUAGUCAUGCAGUGGUAGCUGGGGCACUAAUGUUGUUUUGCUUCCAUACCGGACCGUGAAUUACUAGAUGCUAGGUGUCGACUUGCGAUGGCCACAGAGCUACUUUUUCAGAAGCACACGGAAGUUUAUGAAACCCGGGACUUCCAAGUCAAAAUUGGUACACUUAUUCACUUGAUAUCCUAGGUAGCAUCGAGGCGAAUAUUUUUGCAGAAAGCAGUAUCACGCAACUGUGUUUUGUUUCAUCAUUUUAUGCAGGAAAUCCUUCGCCAGAUCCAUGUAUUAUAGAGGCAACCGUACCAAAACCAAAUCCAAAAAAUGUGCAGGUUACUGCAUCAACCCCUUCGUCGAAUAUUGGGUCGGUGCUGAAUACGAGUAUGGCCUUUCUGUAGCGGAGGAGAUUCGGGAGGAUUGGCACCCCAAUUUUCGUAAGCUAUUUCGCAAAUACGCCAAGCGGUGGCGCGACGGUAGUGAUGGGGUCGACUUGCGCUGGUCAUACGAACAGUUUCAGUGGGAUUGGCGCACAUUUCAUGCCAAGCGGCUUCGUGACACAACUGCUUACAACAGUAAAAAGCGUGGAGGAAAACCUGUUCCGGAAAUCCUAGCCGCGAAUCCAGGGAGGUUCUUGGUCGUGAACCCGACAAGAAUUGCCGACGAUCUUUGCUAGAGAGAGCAGGCCGCAACGCUGUGCGCCGAUUCUGAGUCUGUGCGUACAAAGUCUCUUGCCAGACCAAAAAUGGAACUGUACCUAAGGACGCCAAACUCUGCACCAGCAAAGGCCUCGUCGUCCUGGAGCUAUUGAGCCAUUACUGGCUGCAUUGCCUCGAGCCUUGCUGCGUGUAAUAGUUGCUGCUGCAAAUAUAUAAAGAGACCUGCAGCUGCUGCAUGUCAUGGAUUACGUUAAGAUAAAGAUACUUUUUGCUCUUGCUGCAGCAAGCAUCUUCGGCUGCCCUACAACCGGAAACCUAUUUCUAUAUUUUCACUUUCGGGCUGCAUGGGCACUGAAUAAACUCAAAUGCGACUUUGCAGUUUUUCCGCAUUGAAGGUGAAGAUUCGGCACCUGCUAGCCCUUCUAUUUACACAUCGUCGCACUACACGUACAAGCAACCGGCUGACCCAUAUUUAGAUACAUUUGUAAAAUUUUGAGGUCUGUAUGAUUCAUUGAUACAAAAAGAUGAGAUAGCGCAGAACGUAGCGUCACUGCAUUGCUAAAAUACGCACUUUUCUCCUGCAGUCACAAUAUACACCACAAGGGGAUGAAGCUGCAUGAAGGCACGAUACACAAUCUGAAUAGCGAGUAGCUUCUUCCGCAGUUGCUCGUGACAACUUGUCACCAGAGGAAGAACGCGACUCGUGAGCAACAAAAGAUAUUGUUCGUAUCACGGAAAGUUCAUUGUCUUACUAAUCCACUCAUGUUUUUACGAGGGCGAAGCGAAGGUUUGUAUUUAUCUUGGAAAAU
Messenger RNA from Amoebophrya sp. A120, 3377 nucleotides. The record is from the annotation of a GenBank genome assembly. Lineage: Eukaryota; Dinophyceae; Syndiniales; Amoebophryaceae.